Molecule: messenger RNA, 2593 nt
Organism: Neopsephotus bourkii (Bourke's parrot)
Lineage: Eukaryota; Metazoa; Chordata; Aves; Psittaciformes; Psittacidae
Gene: UTS2B
Product: urotensin 2B
Exons: 5
Coding region: 1652-2035 (127 amino acids)
Biological process (GO): blood vessel diameter maintenance; regulation of blood pressure
Cellular component (GO): extracellular region
Molecular function (GO): hormone activity
Source: RefSeq, a predicted model, not a curated record
ACCUUGGAUUCCUGUGCAAGGUGGUGCUCAUCCAGUUAUGGCCUCUGCUUCAUAGGGGCUGCUCACCUGUGAACAGUUUGAAACAGGCAUCUUAGGGAGGCAGAGGCAGCUGGAAAAGUGGUCCCAUUGGGACAAAGCUGUCCUUCAGUCCAGACUUUUGUGAAGAAGGGGUGUAUUUCAGCUGGUUCACAAGACUGAGGGAAAAGACAAGUUUGGUUUAUUUGUACAUAUUAUCAUAUUAUAACUGCAGGGAAAAUUUUGGAAUAUUUUCUCAGUAGAAAAGUAUUGUUUAAUAGAAGCAUCACAUUCAAUUUCAUAAGCGCUUCUUGCAAAAAUCUGAGCCUCUCUUACACUAUUUUUUAGCAAAAAGUAAAUAUGUAAAGGGAUAUUAAAAGGCUAGUCAUUCUAUAGCACAGCAUGUUGCAGGGAGAGCUGGGGACUAGAAGCCAAAAGCCCAAAUAUGGAAAUCAUACUGUCUUUUAGUUGAGAUGAAGUGCAGGUACCAUCAGAGGAAGCUAUGUUGGGUAAUCUGGCAUAAUGUGGAGUCAAAAAGGCACACAAAGUGAGUCACUAGGAGUGUAUGUACAAAUCAGAGAUUGGCCUGAUUCUCUCCCCCAUCCCACCAUGGGGGGGAGUGAGUGGCUGUUUAGUGCUUAGCUGCUGGCUGGGGUUAGACCAUAACAAGUACAGAUGAUUCAGUUCUGCAGAAGAAGCAAAAAUGAAGAACAAAGCUUAGCACUGUUACUAUUACAACAUUUUUCUUGGUAAGGUUGUAAUAGAAAGUAGUAGCAGGUCCCUGAUGAAUAGGGAUGGAUAGGCAACAAACAGGGUUCCAGAGAAGACAAGGAAUACGUGCAAUGUACCUCAAUACUCAAUGCUUUGCUCUAGACUAAUAAAAUAUGACUGCGCAGUCAGAACCAGCAUCUGACCUUCCACUUCUUUUUUUCUCAAAAAAACCUGAAGACAGUUGCCCAUUCUUGAUGUAUUCCAUAUCUGCUGCCAAAACUGCACUCCCCCACUCAGACACAAUCCCAAAAUAGGGUGUGAUGCCUUUCCCGUUGACAAAGCCAUAAGUCACGGUGAGUGAGACACACUCAACAUCCUCCAAUCAGUUAAAUGAAAAGAGCUCUCCCUUUCUGUUUCCCACAGCUUCAGCACUCAUUAUAUCUCACAUUAAUUAAUAUAGGCACUAGGAAGUGAGAUGAUAAAUUACAAAAACCCAUUAACCUGAUUCCAUCCAAAUUGGUGACAUAUGGCAACUGUACAUUAGACAAAUCUUCCUUGCUAAAGUGGGAGUCUUCGUGUCUGAACCCUAUUAAAGGAGCAGCCACCAAAAAAUAUUUUUAAUGUAUGUACAUAUGGAAUGUGUAUCAAUGUGUGUGCACAGUGCAUGCCUGUGGGAGCAUCAGAAUUCAUUAGAUCAGUCUGAUAUGAGAUAUAUUGAACAGGUUCCAUCUGACAUCUGUAACUGGGUUGUUCUGUCCACUCCCAAAGGAGUGAAUCAUAUUGACAGGUUGAAUUAUGUCUCCAGAGAUAUUUUCCUCCCCUCCUCCAAAGGCCAUUUGCAAUCACGGCACAUCCACUGCCUCUUAAAAGUGAGCUCAUCUGGCACUGAGUUGCAUUGAAGUCCUCCACCGUGCCUGAAGGAAGAAUGCUUUUAGGUAGUGGGAACGUGGAGAAGAUGUGGUCUGUCCAGCUGUUCCUUGGGGUGCUAGCCAUCUUGACCAUGACUGUGUAUAUCCCAUCUACACGAGGAGAGCCUUUUUUACUACAAGAUAACCGAGUGCUUCCGGAGAGAGAAGACACAAAUCACGAGGAAACACUGCUGACUCUGCUUCUUAAUAAGAAACUCGCAUGGCGGAGACCAGAAAAUAUUGACUGGGAGCUGGCAAAGAAAUUUGAAGAGCUUGAAAAGCUGGAGAAGUUGAAGGAUCAGCUCUCAACUGAGGAAGGGUCAGAAGUGGCCUAUGCCUUGGAAAGUCUUUCAGCAUCCCAGCCCAAAAAACGCGCCUGCUUUUGGAAAUACUGCAUCUGAAGGCUUGCCAGGACUGGAGGAUGAACAUGAGCCCUUCCCCAAAUGCCUUGCUGAGCAUUAAUGUGUUAAGAGUUUGUUCUGUUCUGUCAUCGUGCUGCUAAGUUGAAUGCCAUCCUCCAUGACUAUACCACAGCCAACUCUAACAGGGACUGUGACAAGAGCUGGUAACCCACUACCACUCUCAACUGUUCCUUCUUUGCAGGUUUAUCCCACUGUGAUCUUCUACUUGGAAGAUGCUCACUAACUUCCCCUACUGUCCUGUGUGUGCCAUUCAGUCUGUUGCCACUGUACACUCUUCCCCUUCUCACCAGGUCCCCUGAGGCAUCAAGCACUAACUCAGUUCCUCUGAGUUUGGGCUUCUGCCCACAUCUGCAGACAUUGCUCACAGUGAUGUCUCCAUUUCCUAUCACCUCCUACAAGUAGGUCUGUGAUGACCUAACACACGCUGUCGGGACAGGAAGGCAGAUUGGGUGUAAUGUGAAGGACUCAGAGCUGCCUGCCUUGGCUUGCUGAGCCAGAACUGUUCCUUGUUGUAUCCUGUCAGCAUGCACAGUAGUU